Messenger RNA from Oryctolagus cuniculus (rabbit), 2416 nucleotides. It is a transcript of the gene BIN1, whose product is annotated as bridging integrator 1. The record is from RefSeq and is a predicted model, not a curated record. Gene Ontology annotation, biological process: regulation of endocytosis. Gene Ontology annotation, molecular function: phospholipid binding; tau protein binding. Gene Ontology annotation, cellular component: synaptic vesicle; cytoplasm; plasma membrane. NCBI's taxonomy places the organism in Eukaryota, Metazoa, Chordata, Mammalia, Lagomorpha, Leporidae.
CCCGCCCUCGGCGCGUCCCUCCCUCGGUCCCCGCGUCGCUCGCCGGGCGCACGCUCCGCCUCCGCCAGUCGGCCGGGCUGUGUGGUGCGCGGCGUGGAGCGGGAGCCGGACGCGCGGCUGGGGCUGGGGGCUGGGAGCGCGGCGCGCACGGCCUCCCCGCGCGAGAUAGGCGCCCGCCACCGGGCGAGGCCGGCACCGAGAUGGCAGACAUGGGCAGCAAGGGGGUGACGGCGGGGAAGAUCGCCAGCAACGUGCAGAAAAAGCUCACCCGCGCGCAGGAGAAGGUCCUCCAGAAGCUGGGGAAAGCGGAUGAGACCAAGGACGAGCAGUUUGAACAGUGCGUGCAGAACUUCAACAAGCAGCUGACUGAGGGCACCCGGCUGCAGAAAGAUCUCCGGACCUACCUGGCCUCUGUCAAAGCCAUGCAUGAGGCCUCCAAGAAGCUGAACGAAUGUCUGCAGGAGGUGUACGAGCCAGACUGGCCCGGCAGGGACGAGGCCAACAAGAUCGCUGAGAACAACGACCUGUUGUGGAUGGAUUACCACCAGAAGCUGGUGGACCAGGCGCUGCUGACCAUGGACACGUACCUGGGCCAGUUUCCUGACAUCAAGUCACGCAUCGCCAAGCGGGGGCGGAAGCUGGUGGACUACGACAGUGCCCGGCACCACUACGAGUCCCUUCAGACGGCCAAGAAGAAGGACGAGGCCAAGAUCGCCAAGCCUGUCUCGCUGCUUGAGAAGGCCGCCCCCCAGUGGUGCCAAGGCAAACUGCAGGCUCACCUCGUAGCCCAAACUAACCUGCUCCGAAAUCAGGCCGAGGAGGAGCUCAUCAAAGCACAGAAGGUGUUUGAAGAGAUGAACGUGGAUCUGCAGGAGGAGCUGCCGUCCCUGUGGAACAGCCGCGUGGGUUUCUACGUCAACACGUUUCAGAGCAUCGCAGGCCUGGAGGAGAACUUCCACAAGGAGAUGAGUAAGCUCAACCAGAACCUCAACGACGUGCUGGUCAGCCUGGAGAAACAGCAGGGCAGCAGCACCUUCGCGAUCAAGGCCCAGCCCAGAAAGAAAACCAAACUGUUCUCCCGGCUGCGCAGGAAGAAGAACAGCGACAACGCCCCUGCCAAAGGGAACAAGAGCCCUUCGCCUCCGCCAGAUGGCUCCCCUGCAGCCACUCCUGAGAUCAGAGUCAACCACGAGCCAGAGCCGGCCAGCGGGGCUGCCCCUGGGGCCACCAUCCCCAAGUCCCCGUCUCAGCUCCGGAAAGGCCCACCCGUCCCUCCGCCUCCCAAACACACCCCGUCCAAGGAGAUCAAGCAGGAGCAGAUCCUCAGCCUGUUUGAGGACACGUUUGUCCCCGAGAUCAGCGUGACCACCCCUUCCCAGUUUGAGGCCCCAGGGCGAUUCUCGGAGCAGGCCAGUUUGCUGGACCUGGACUUCGACCCCCUCCCGCCCGUGGCGAGCCCUGUGAAGGCACCCACGCCCUCCGGUCAGCCCAUCCCGUGGGACCUCUGGGAGCCCACAGAGAGUCCAGCAGGCAGCCUGCCUUCCAGGGAGCCCAGCGCUGCUGAGGGCACCUUUGCUGUGGCCUGGCCCAGCCAGACGGCUGAGCCGGGGCCUGCCCAACCAGCAGAGGCCUCAGAGGUGGCGGGUGGGACCCAGCCUGCAGCCGGAGCCCAGGAGCCUGGGGAGACGGCGGCAAGCGAAGCAGCCUCUAGCUCCCUUCCCGCUGUGGUGGUGGAGACCUUCUCAGCAACUGUGAACGGCGCCGUGGAGGGCGGCAGCGGGGCUGGGCGCCCAGACCUACCCCCUGGCUUCAUGUUCAAGGUGCAGGCACAGCACGACUACACAGCCACCGACACGGAUGAGCUGCAGCUCAAGGCCGGCGACGUGGUGCUGGUGAUCCCCUUCCAGAACCCCGAGGAGCAGGAUGAAGGCUGGCUUAUGGGCGUGAAGGAGAGCGACUGGAACCAGCACAAGGAGCUGGAGAAAUGCCGGGGCGUGUUCCCCGAGAACUUCACUGAGCGGGUGCAGUGAUGCGUGAGGCCACCUGACCAGCGCGCCCGGUCCUGGAAAGAUGUGUGUUUCUUUUCUUUCUUUUUUUUUUUUCGUUGUUGUUUUCAAACUCUGGAAAAGCAAAGGGACGCUGCGAGGGAAGAACAUGCCCAGGCCUAGAGGCGUUUCCCCCGCAGAUGGGGAGGGCUCGCAGAGAGCCCCACCCGGCCAGCCCGGUGGCGUCGGCCAGAGUUCCCGAAGCUGCUGUGUCUCCCGCCCUAGUUGAGUACCCGGCGUCUGCGCCUGUGCCCGCAUGUGUCCCCCAGCAGCUGCUGAGUGGGGCGCAGGCACCAGCCCGGCCUGUUUGAAAAUAAACCCCAGUGUUCCAAACAGAAGGAAGCGAACAAACAAACAAAGCUGACAAACCA